AUGGCUUCGCCGAAAAUUAAACUUGACCCUGCCGCACCAACUACAUCGACACCUGAAGGAGAUGUGGCUGCUACCUAUUCGGAGACGUGGUACUCGACAUUAAUACAAAUUGUCAUACCAUUUUGUUUGGCCAGCACUGGCACAAUAGUUGCCGGAAUAUUGCUUGGAAAUGUACAGGAUUGGAGAGUAUUUAAGGAAAUGAGCGAACUAAUUGUGCUUGUGCCGGCGCUAUGUGGUCUAAAGGGCAACUUGGAUAUGUGUCUGGCAUCACGUCUCACCACCCAUUCGAAAUUGGGUCAAUUGGGUAACUUUCGAGAUAUUCGUCAGAUAGUCAUUGCCAAUAUGGCACUGGUGCAGGCUCAGGCCAUAGUUUCCUCGGUGAUGAUAGUCAUAAUGACAGUGGUUAUGGGUUCUGCAGUGGCUCUUACCCUGAUGUUUGGCAACUUCUCAACAUUGGCGGCUGCAGCACUGAUUACCUCAACUGUAUCUAGUACGAUACUUGAUUCUCUUUUAAUGGGAGUCAUACUGUUCUCACAACGCUAUCACUUCAAUCCGGACUAUUUGGCCACACCGAUUGUGGCCUCCAUUGGGGACGUGGUUUCCAUAAGUCUUCUCUCCUUAAGCGCCGCCAUAUUGUAUGAUCUGAGCGCAACCCAUGUCUGGAUUAGUUUAAUCAUAAUGUUUUGCUACCUGUUUUUAUUUCUACCCUUUUGGAUAACAUUGAUCCUGAAUAAUAUCUACACCCGUCAAGCCUUGAAAUAUGCCUGGAUACCACUUGCCGCAGCAUUGUUCAUAAAUGAAAUUGGCGGCUAUGUGCUUAGCUCGGCUGUGGUACAAUUUAAGGGAUUUGCUGUCUUUUCGCCCAUCAUUAAUGGCAUCUGUGGCAAUCUAGUUUGUGUUCAGGCCAGCAACAUGGGAUCCAUAAUGCAUCAUCGCAGCGAACUUGGCACCUUCCCCGAGGGAAGUCGAAUAUGCGAAUCACCGUGGAGAGUUCUCCUUGUGGGCACAAUAUAUUCACGUGUCGCUCGUAUUCUUAUAUGUAUAUCAAUACCAGCUAACGCAUUAUUGGUCUAUGUGGCGGACUAUUUCUACAAGUCUUAUAUAUCGGUGAAUGUCAUCUUUGUUGCAUCAUUUGUCCUCACGAGCUUGCUUCAGCUUCUCAUUUUGCUGUGGACGGCUCACGUUCUAAUCCAUCUGCUCUGGAGAUGGAAAAUAGAUCCCGAUAGUUCUGCAAUUCCAUAUUUAACUGCCUUGGGAGACUGCGUGGGCACGUCAUUUCUAUCAAUAAUGUUUCAUCUUCUGCGCCUUUCAAAUCAAGAGUAUCAACCUAAAACAAUGCCUUGGAUCAGACUCGAUUAUGACACAGUACGUUUUUUAAAACCCUAA
Drosophila willistoni is the source of this 1386-nucleotide messenger RNA. Its product is annotated as solute carrier family 41 member 1-like. Gene Ontology annotation, cellular component: plasma membrane. The transcript has a single exon. The record is from RefSeq and is a predicted model, not a curated record. The coding region runs from base 1 to 1386 and encodes 461 amino acids. Gene Ontology annotation, molecular function: monoatomic cation transmembrane transporter activity. Gene Ontology annotation, biological process: monoatomic cation transport. Lineage: Eukaryota; Metazoa; Arthropoda; Insecta; Diptera; Drosophilidae.